GUUGGCAACCUCAGACGACUCCAGACGCAGCGUCAACCUCUGCGGCGAAGAUGGGAAAGAUGAAGGCAGUGGCGUGCGUCGCCUGCUGGGCGGCAUUGUCACUGAUCAAUGUCGUGAUGGCCGUCGAUUACGUCGUCGGCAACCCGGCCGGCGGCUGGGACGGGAGGACCGACUACCAGUCUUGGGCCGCAGCCGAGACUUUUGCUCCGGGAGAUACCCUAACCUUCAAGUACAACUCAUACCACAGCGUCAUGGAGGUGACCAAGAGCGCCUUCGAGGCGUGCACCACGACCGACCCGAUCUUGUACGACAACAGCGGCAGCACCACCGUCGCGCUCACCAUGCCGGGGACGCGCUACUUCAUCUGCGGCGCGCCGGGACACUGCCUGGGCGGCAUGAAGAUGCAGGUGCAAGUCGCCGACCGACCCGCACCCACCACACCCAGUUCGCCGCCGCCGCCGCCAGCACACGCGAAACAGAAGCGGCAUGCAACGGCACCAUCACCGACGCCUAUGCCGUGGGCUCCAGCGCCGACACCAUGGUCGCCCGCGCCGGCACCCGCGGCCGCGCCACCGAGACGUGCAGGGCACAAGAAGAAGCACAAGAAGAGGUACUGCCCGCCUGAAACCGUGCAUGCGCCCGCACGGGCCCCCACCCCCACAGUGCAGGCCGUCGAAGCAGACUUUCCGUUCGCGGCGUUUGCUCCUAUGACAGCUCCGCCGCCGCCGCCGCCAACGUCGGGAGGGCUUGCAUGGCGGCGAGCAACGUGUGGCGAGGCUACUGCGGCCUUAGCCGCUCUCGUCUGGUUCAUGCUCCUCUGAGCCGGGGAGGUUUCAGAUCCGAAGAUUUUAGACGCCAGGUCAUAUUAUAUGAAUAUCGUGUGCACGUACGUUUUGCUUAUAAUUUAUAUACAUGUUUACUAGAAUGUGGUAUUUGUUGAGAUUCUGGGUUUGUAUCUUUCGUGCGUUAUGAGGUAAUGAAGUUGUAGCAUACUCCCAAU
Messenger RNA from Zea mays, 1000 nucleotides. Its product is annotated as early nodulin 20. The coding region runs from base 51 to 821 and encodes 256 amino acids. NCBI's taxonomy places the organism in Eukaryota, Viridiplantae, Streptophyta, Magnoliopsida, Poales, Poaceae. Gene Ontology annotation, molecular function: electron transfer activity. The record is from RefSeq and is marked validated. Gene Ontology annotation, cellular component: plasma membrane. The transcript is spliced from 2 exons.